GCAGCUCGCCCUGUUCCUCCACACUUGCACCAUCUCGCUAUUGGCCAUCGCUCGUCACAUGUAAGCGAACCGGGGGGGGCAGUCGCGAGUCGGGAGAAGGGAAGAGAGGAGAGAGAAGGGGGAGAGAGAGAGAGAGUGUGUGUGAGUGAGAGUGCAUUUAAAAAAAAACAUGUUAUAUUAAUAAACAGUACUAUAUAAUAAUUAUCAUCAUCAUCAUCAUCACCUUCAUCAUUGUCAUCCGCAGCAGCAACAAUUCAUUUUGUAUUAGCAGUGUCAACAACUUAGAGGCGCGCACGCGCCGCGCAAGGCAGGAACGAGCCAGCGACUGUCACGCGCGCACGGGAGAGAGACGAGAGACGAGACGAGAGACCUCCACGACGUGGAGACGACAACAGUUUGAUUUCUCAACUACAACUUUCACGACAACAACAGCAACAGCAGCAACAACAGCCAACGACCCAUCGAUCCAGAACAACGGACCGGUGUGAACAGGACCGGCGUUCGGAUCGAGAGAGGGAACACACACACACACGGAGAGAGGCACGAGGAGUCGAGAGGCAGAGACGAGAGAGAGAGAGAAAAGAGGCAGACAAAAGCGAGCGCUACAGACGGGCGAGCGAGUGAGCGAAUCGAGCGAUCGAAUCGAGCGAGACGAGAAGGAACAAGCGGACAAGAACCGACUUUAACCCCCGAGUGAACAUGAUGAGUUCGUACCUAAUGAACAGGAGCUACGUAGAACCAAAAUUCCCACCGUGCGAGGAAUACUCCCAGAGUAGCUACAUCUCGGAGGGACCCGCCGUCGACUUCUUCGCGAGCGAAAGGCGCGUUCUCGAAUGCGCGCCGGGCGGACCGGGCAGCUACCAAAGUUGCGACGGAGUCGUGGACUCGAGUCCACCGAGGAGCGGGGUCAUGCCACCCCUCGUCCCGCCGCCGCCAACGAGCCGUGGCCCGAGUCUGACCCCUAACCUCGACUCGACCCCGAGCGCUCCGGCAUCGGCAGCCGCGGUCGUCGCUUCAACGGCGGCUGCUGCUGCAGCGGCUCUGGGGGUCUCCUCGAGCCCGCGGGGUCGGGAGUCGGGCGCAGGGGAUGAGACUCGGGGAGCCAUGAGGGCUCGAGAGGGUGGAGGAGGAGGAGGAGGUGGAGGUGGCGGUGGUGGUGGCAGGCGAAGGGACUCGCCCGAGAGGAUGGCGACCCCCGUGGUUUACCCGUGGAUGAAGAAGAUUCAUGUCGGUGGUGGAGGCGCGGUCGACUCCGAGAGCCAGGGACACGAGACCAAACGGGCGCGCACAGCCUACACGCGGCAGCAGGUGCUGGAGCUCGAGAAGGAGUUCCACUUCAACCGCUACCUCACGAGGCGGCGCCGCCUGGAGAUCGCUCACUCGCUGGCACUGAGCGAGCGCCAGGUCAAGAUUUGGUUCCAGAACCGGAGGAUGAAGUGGAAGAAAGACCACAAACUGCCCAACACCAAGAUGAGGCCGGGUCCUCCUGGACUACCCCAGGGUCUGUCUCAUCGCCCCGACUGCAGUAGAACAUAAAUAAUUACAGAUGCAAUGAAGACAGAGAGAGAGAGAGAGCUUUAGAGAGAUUCCCCUGCGUGCGUUGUUCGCGAAUGCUUGUUUUAUUUUGAGGAGUUAGGCCUAGCCUAGUCCUAUAGAUCCAAUCCUCCCUUCCUACAUAGUGGCGGCCGCCAUUUUGUUUUGAGUGGCAUUAAAAAAUGGGAACCAACUCAGGAGUUGGGGGGGGGGGGAUAAACAUUUUGAGUUGGCUACAACGAAAGACGUGGUGCGUGUGUGUGUGUACAUUGCAACCAGGGAGACAAAGGUGGUCGCGCGUGGUGCUGGCCACCCAUCCUCCCUCGCGUGCCAUGCCAGGCCUUCGUAGGGUGCUCGCUAACAGAACUUGCCCCAACGGUCUGUUAAAGGCAAUACGGGAGAUAUUUUUUGUGGGUUAUUCACCUUGCCUGGUAGUAGCGCUGUGGUGACGUUUGCCGUUACUUGGUGGCGAAAAGGGCGAGCGGUGGUUGUUUGUUGUUAUUGGCUGCACCAAGCUUGGCACCAGCACCAGUGGCACGAUCGCUUUAUUUUCUUGGCGAACGGCGGGCUGUUGCGAGCAGCCGUUGUGGCAUUGAGUAUGCAAAGGGGGAUAUUUGCCGUCACCCUGCAAAUCAAUCGGAUAGGUUGGAUGAGAGGUCGAAUCCAUUGUUCUGAGGGUUUGUAUAAUAUAAUAUGGUUCUAGUAGGGGUGUAACGAUCGACCGAUUGCAACUCAAACCUCUGGACCCCUACAUUGGAACCCUGAUUAAAUGUCAAUGCCGGACCGUGGAUACAUCCAAUCGACGAUUCUUUAUUGUAUCUCGUUUCAGUUUUUUUUCUUCUUACCAUGCAGCUCCUCUGUACGUGUACUGUAUAGGUCUGUGACGAUCCACCCACGUGAUUCCUGGUUGCAGAUCGGUUAAAUAAUAAUAUAUAGUUUCUUACUCAAAUUGUGAUGAGUGGAAUGUAUAGCGGCCAGCAGUGGCUGUGGGGGGGGGGGGGGUCACAUUGAACUCCGAUUUUAAUAGACAUGAACGUACGCAUCGGUGUCGGGGUGGGAUUCGCCACACGUGCAGUCCGAAGUUGAUAAUCGACGAAUCGCGUGCAUGGUUAACACUCCGAAAAAACAACAACAACAACAAAAACAACAACCCAACAAUAACGCCCUUGGUCAAUCCACUGCCUGAUGAAGACCGCCAACUCCGCGUACAUGGGGGUGGUCGGUGAAAGAGGUGGGUGGGGGGAAGGUCUGUCUGUGGGUGGAGGAGGUGGAAGAAGAGGAGGAGGAGUUAGGAAGAGGGUAGGGAGGAGGAGACCAGAAUCGUUUGUAGGUAACACUCGCCACUGAUGUCCAUCCGUGGCUUGCCAGGAAUCGAAUUCAUGCGAUCGGGUUGGCUGAUAUGUAGAGCGCAGUGGUGCGGACCGCUGCUCCACCCCCCCCCCCCCCGUGCUCCUCGCUACUUCUGUUCGCAGCAAGAGGAGCUCGCAGACUAUGAACUUGACGCACGCGCGCGCACAAGGACGGUGAUGCAUUGGAUUGAAUUCAAUGGUUAUUUAAUAAGCUAAUCAGUCACAGACGGGUACCUAUUGUUAUAUGGAAAGGGACGACGUAUACUUGUCAGUUACAUUUUUUUAUAUAUAUA
Molecule: messenger RNA, 3175 nt
Organism: Lethenteron reissneri (Far Eastern brook lamprey)
Lineage: Eukaryota; Metazoa; Chordata; Hyperoartia; Petromyzontiformes; Petromyzontidae
Product: homeobox protein Hox-B4-like
Biological process (GO): anterior/posterior pattern specification; positive regulation of transcription by RNA polymerase II
Cellular component (GO): nucleus; nucleoplasm
Molecular function (GO): DNA-binding transcription factor activity, RNA polymerase II-specific; RNA polymerase II cis-regulatory region sequence-specific DNA binding
Source: RefSeq, a predicted model, not a curated record